AUGAUGAACUUUCUUCCGAUUAAGGAGAAAAUUCAAUCCAAGCCACCACCGCAGGCUCCUAUCUUACCCGACGAACUCAUUUCCAAAAUACUACUGCUGCUUAGUUUGAAAACCAUUGUUCAACUCAAAUGCGUGAGCAAAUCAUGGAACACUCUCAUCUCUGAUCCUAUCUUUAUUCAAAUGCACCUCAAAAUAUCGUCACAAAACCCACACCUCAUUCUCACUCCAAUUCUAAAAUACCCUGCGAAAUAUCCUUUGAGUGGAGUCAAAUCCUUUCCGGUGUCUCGUUUACUUGAGAAUCCAUCAAUCAAUGUUUCCGGUGACAACUUCCACAGUUCCAUUCAUAGCUGUCAGAUCAUUGGUUCGUGCCACGGAUUGCUCUGCUUGCUUUUCCAUUCUCGCUAUAGGACGCUCAACGAUGAGUAUAGAAAGUAUUGGUUUUGUUUAUGGAACCCUGCCACGAGGGAAAUAUCUAAAAAAUCGGGGACUUUUGAAGACAGUAACACUCAACCAAACAUUUAUAAAUUCACUCUUGGUUGUGAUAUUUCAACUGGAACUUACAAGGUCGUGACGCUUAGAAAGGUUCUUGAACAACGAGGAGAUGAGAACAAAGUUGAUUGGAAAGGUCAAGUCAGAGUUUUCACUUUUGGUGACAAUUGUUGGAGAAAAGUUCAAAGUUGCCCUAUGAUUCCGGUUAUCCUAAUGAAUAUUCACAUUAAUCGAAUUAAUAAUGGUGUGCAUUCGAGUGGUACCGUUAACUGGUUGGCUCUUCCCAAUUACAUUCAACCGGCUUAUGAAUAUGGUUGGAAGUCUAUUGCUAAUGCUCAACAGUUUGUUAUUGUUUCACUUGAUCUUUCGACGGAGACAUACACACAGAUUUUGCUACCUCGUUGUUUUGACGAGGUGCCAUGUUUUCAGCCAACGCUUCAUGUUCUUAUGAACUGUCUUUGCUUUUCGCAUGAUUUCAAGAGAACCGAAUUUGUUAUAUGGAAAAUGAAGGAUUUUGGAAUACAAGAGUCUUGGACUCAAUUGUUUAGAAUUGAGUACUUGAAAAUCUAUCAUGAUUUUAACUUAUACAAAGGCAGUGAAUUUGGUACUCCAUUGUUGCCAUUGCAUCUUUCUAGGAAUGGAGAUACAUUGAUAUUGGCAAACUGUGAAGAUGAUCGAGCAAUUAUUUAUAAUCGGAGAGAUAAGGGAGUAGAGAGAAUUAGAAUUUCUAACAAAUUGUGUUGGUUUUCUACCAUGGAUUACGUUGAAAGCUUGGUUUCAACUCAUUAUAGAUCUGCAACCUCGACUCCAAGCACAUCCUCUAUGCGUGGAAGUACGAUAGGAAAGUCUGUCCAAUUCCAAACAGACAAAGAGGAUGAACUAAGAGACAUUGAUUCUGAUGAUGAGGGCGAACUAAGUGACAGCGAUUCUGAAGAUGAUGGAUAA
Vicia villosa (hairy vetch) is the source of this 1434-nucleotide messenger RNA. RefSeq names its product F-box/kelch-repeat protein At3g23880-like. NCBI's taxonomy places the organism in Eukaryota, Viridiplantae, Streptophyta, Magnoliopsida, Fabales, Fabaceae. Gene Ontology annotation, molecular function: protein binding. The coding region runs from base 1 to 1434 and encodes 477 amino acids. The record is from RefSeq and is a predicted model, not a curated record. The transcript has 2 exons.